AUGAACAACGUAGUAGAGAAAACUAUAUUUGGAGCACAUAAUCCUGAGACUGGGAGGAUCUCUGAUUUAGAUCAGCUAGUGUGGCUUCUCCAGGAUCAGACUCUUAUGACAGUUCCACUGACUGACUCUGUGAAAUCAGUCACUAUCACUGUCAUCCCGAGCAAGUAUCCAGAGUCCCUUGAGCAAGACAAAGGGAAUCCCAUUUAUAUGGGAAUCAAGAGUCCAGAUAUGUGUCUGUUUUGUGAGAGUAUUAAAGGACAGCCCAUGCUGAAGCUGAAGGAAGGAAAUGUUUUAGAUCUGUACAACCAAGCUGAGCUGGUGAAGCCCUUCCUUUUUUACCACAUCAUGACGGGUAGUACAUCCACCUUCGAGUCCGUGGCCUUCCCAGGCAGCUUCAUUGCCUCCUCCAAGAAAGGCAAGCCAAUCGUCCUCACUUCAGACCAAGGGAAACAUUACAACACUAACUUCCAUUUAGAUUUAAAGAAUUGA
Molecule: messenger RNA, 489 nt
Organism: Castor canadensis (American beaver)
Lineage: Eukaryota; Metazoa; Chordata; Mammalia; Rodentia; Castoridae
Gene: Il36g
Product: interleukin 36 gamma
Biological process (GO): positive regulation of gene expression; cytokine-mediated signaling pathway; cellular response to lipopolysaccharide
Molecular function (GO): cytokine activity
Source: RefSeq, a predicted model, not a curated record